AUGUUCGGGCAUCCACCGAGAGCGACACUCAACGUUGUCAUGAAGCGCCUCGGGCUCCAGCAUGGGACUGCCUUUUUGAUGGCUUUUCUGACGAUCCAGCACGCACGCGGAGCGCAACUGGGACAUAGACAAAACCCUGGUUUUAUCACUGCGUUGCCGACGGUUGCGGCAACUACAUUUUCCACUUCUCCCGCAUCCCCAUCGGCAACCCUCGAGCCAUUGCCAAAUCCUCCUCAGCAGCCAGGUCCGAUUUUCACGCCGAGUCUUUCGACUAUCGACGUUGCCUCAUCGCCAGCUCUGAUUCCACCCGCAGUUCUACCUUCUUCGACGCAGAUCUCGUCCACUACUCCAACGCCUACAUCUUUCCGGCCUACAACGACUCGCACAACCCAGGCAGCAGCAGCGAGCGCGCUCGAGAUUAUAGAUGAUCAUUACUUUGGCGGUAUUCCGAAACCGAGCCCUGAUGUGCCCAUCAGCGGGGUUUUCAUGGUGCUUUUCAUCCUCGGGGCCCUCAUCCAUGGAUUGAUGUACUGGAGGAACAUCAAGCAGCCGAUCAGAGGGGGUAAUGGAGAUAGGCUGUCGGCGUUGAUGAUCUGCUUCUGCCUAGCUGAAGCUCUGGUCUGCGGUUUCCGUCUGGCCUGGGCCAGCACCGAAAUGCAACCCGUGGUCGUCUUUUUCGCACUUGUCUCUGAAAGCGUUGGGAGCGUCAGUCUGUUCACAGUGAAUUUUCUUUUGACCAAUCGCCUCAUACGCUUAUUAGAUCUGCCCGGUCUACAUGAAUUCAACAGGAACGCCGGAGGCAUCGCACAAUCAGGAGCAAGACUGCUACAGGCCAGCAACGGUCUUCUCAUGAUCACCGGCUUCAUCUUUCUGGUUGUCGUCUUAGCAGCCAGUACUACCGAAAACCGCACGCGAGUGGAGAAGUUCACCGCCAGAACGACCGUAUACUUCAUCGGUGCUGGCGUACUGACGAUGACGAGCCAAGCCACACGUUUCGCCUCGACAUUCGCCAUUUGGCAACCAGCGGAUCAGACAUCCAUGGGCAUACUAUCUAAACCGGUCUACUACAUUACAGGGUUCGGUAUGAGCGUUUCAAUCAUCAUUCUCUACGCGGCUUCGAGGAUCGACUUGCUCUUUGGCAAGAGCUCAACCUCUAAUGGACGUUCCUCACCCCGGCCAUCACAAGGCGAGCAGCGGGUAAAACCAGUGACAUUGAAACCUACCAGGGGAUCACCGCUGCGUCUUAAUCCUAUCCUGACGCCUGCAGGCGAUGACGGACGUUACCAUAAUUCCCAGGAUUGGCCGGAUACUCGAAGUCCUAUGACGGCAUCUAGUACUGGGACAUUCACGCUGGAGAAGGAGGAAAAGGGAUAUGUCGGAUUUGGGUGA
Messenger RNA from Diaporthe batatas, 1389 nucleotides. RefSeq lists its product as uncharacterized. The transcript is spliced from 4 exons. Bases 1 to 1389 code for a protein of 462 amino acids. NCBI's taxonomy places the organism in Eukaryota, Fungi, Ascomycota, Sordariomycetes, Diaporthales, Diaporthaceae. The record is from RefSeq and is a predicted model, not a curated record.